Messenger RNA from Tripterygium wilfordii, 1566 nucleotides. Its product is annotated as receptor-like protein 15. The transcript has 10 exons. Lineage: Eukaryota; Viridiplantae; Streptophyta; Magnoliopsida; Celastrales; Celastraceae. The record is from RefSeq and is a predicted model, not a curated record. Gene Ontology annotation, molecular function: protein binding. The coding region runs from base 1 to 1566 and encodes 521 amino acids.
AUGUGGGUAUCAAUAGAUGAUGGGUGGUGCCAUGGGUGUUGGGAGCAGGAGAGGCUUGCGCUCUUACAACUCAAACCUAUAUUCAAUCAACUAAACUGGUUGGAGGGUGAGGAGACUUCAGACUGUUGUAAGUGGGAAAGGGUUGAGUGUAGUCCUGCCACAGGGCGAGUGAUUACACUCUCCCUUUAUGGAGGUAGAGGAUUAGGAUUGGACUUACCGGUGUUGUAUAUCAAUGCCUCUCUGUUUCUCCCGUUUGAAGAAUUGGAAAAACUAUACUUAUGGUCCAAUAACAUAGUUGGUUGCAUUGAGAAUGAAGGUCCUGAAAUGCGAUUUCAAAUAUUGUCAUCAAGGUUGAGAAAUCUGGAGUUGCUUGGCUUGAGCAAUAACGAGUUCAAUAAUAGCAUACUAUCAUCUCUUCAUGGUCUUUCUUCCUUAAGAUUUUUAUAUCUGGAAAACAAUCAAUUGAAGGGAACAAUUCAUAGCCAUGAAUUGGACGGUCUGAACAACUUGGAGGAGUUAGAUAUGAGCGGGAAUAAGAUUGAAGGCUUUAGAUCUCUUCAAGGCAAACCAAUUUUGGACAAGUUGAAAGUUCUUAAUCUGGAUUACAAUCAAUUGAAGGGAACAAUUCAUAGCCAUGAAUUCGACGGUCUGAACAACUUGGAGGAGUUACAUAUGUGGGGGAAUAAGAUUGAAGGCUUUAGAUCUCUUCAAGGCAAAAGAAGUUUGAACAAGUUGAAAGUUCUUGAUCUGAGUUACAAUGAAUUGAAGGGAACAAUUGAUAGCCUUGAAUUCGACGGUUUGAACAACUUGGAGGAGUUAUAUAUGAGCGGGAAUAAGAUUGAAGGCUUUAGAUCUCUUCAAGGAAGCCAACAGAUCAAUACAAGCAUUCAGAUGCAAUCAUUAGGGUCAAUCCCAAACCUCAGGACACUAGAUCUUUCAUAUAACUACUUCAAUGGAACAACAACUACUCAAGAGUUGGGCAAUUUGAGCGCGCUGGAAGAAUUGUGGCUGGAUGGUUCUACUCUACGCACAGACUUUCUCCAAAGCAUUGGAUCAUUGACUUCUCUCAACGUUUUAAGUUUGGAAAGUUGUGGACUCAAGGGAAUCCUGCCGAAUGAAGGCUGGUGCGAAUUGAAGAACUUGCAAGGCCUUGAUCUCUAUUCAAAUGAACUUGAAGGGACACUCCCACCAUGUUUAGGAAACUUGUCAUCUCUUCGAUAUAUGGAUAUCUCUUCCAAUCAAUUCAAUGGAAAUCUUGCCUCCACUCCCAUACCCAAUCUCAUUUCUCUUGAAUUCCUCAAUCUUAGACGUAAUCACAUUGAAGUCCCGAUGUCAUUAAAGCCAUUGGCAAAUCUCUCAAAUCUUACGGAUUUCUCUGCUGAUAACAUUGUUCUAGAUCUUGAUAGCCAAUUCUGGACUCCAAGAUUUCAACUAAAGACAUUGAUCUUUGGUAGCUCUCUAUUCAAUAAAUCAAAACCACAUCUUCCCAAUUUCCUCUAUUAUCAAAAUGAUUUGGAGGGGAUUUAUCUAUCCGGUUGUGAGUUUGGAGGUGUGUUCCCAAAUUGA